AGAAAAGGGAUAGAACUAACGAGAACUAUAAUAAAGCGAUUAAAAAUAUUAUAUAGCGUUGUAAGUAAAUUAGACGACGGUACGGGGCCGAUCUAUACGUCCAAGUCCGCUUUAAAAGUAAGUUCCAUAAAUACACGUUUUCUAAUAAGUAUAAUUUCCCUAAAUCUCGUAAUAAGUUAA
Colletotrichum lupini is the source of this 180-nucleotide messenger RNA. RefSeq lists its product as uncharacterized. The record is from RefSeq and is a predicted model, not a curated record. Lineage: Eukaryota; Fungi; Ascomycota; Sordariomycetes; Glomerellales; Glomerellaceae. The transcript has a single exon. The annotation marks the transcript as partial.